CUGUUGCUCUCCUCUCUUUACCCGUCGCCGCCCUCGCCCUCGCCACCACCCGCACCCGCCGCGCGGCCCCCAUUCGCCUCGAUUUCGCCGGCGGCGAUGUACGGCAACGACAACUGGAUCAACAGCUAUCUCGACGCCAUCCUCGAUGCCGGCAAGGGCGUCGCGGCCGCGGCCGCGGGCGCCGUCAGGGGCCGGGGCGGAGGCUGGGGCGGGGACCGGCCCUCGCUGCUCCUCCGCGAGCGCGGCCACUUCUCCCCCGCGCGCUACUUUGUCGAGGAGGUCAUCACCGGCUACGACGAGACCGACCUCUACAAGACCUGGCUCCGGGCGAACGCGAUGCGGAGCCCGCAGGAGAAGAACACGCGGCUGGAGAACAUGACCUGGAGGAUCUGGAACCUCGCCAGGAAGAAGAAGGAGUUUGAGAAAGAGGAAGCCAUUCGCUUGUCCAAACACCGUUUAGAGACUAAGAAGCCACGGAAUGAUGCUACUGCAGAAAUGUCUGAAGAUCUUUUUGAAGGAGUGAAGGGAGAAGACGCUGGUGAUCCAUCUGUUGCCUACGGUGACAGCACAACUGGGAACACACCUAGGACCAGUUUAUUUGACAAGCUAUACAUAGUGUUGAUCAGUCUGCAUGGCCUGAUACGUGGAGAGAACAUGGAGCUUGGCCGUGAUUCAGAUACUGGUGGCCAGGUCAAAUAUGUCGUGGAGCUUGCUAAAGCAUUAAGUUCAUGUCCUGGAGUUUACCGGGUUGAUCUAUUGACAAGACAAAUCUUAGCCCCAAAUUUUGAUCGUGGCUAUGGUGAACUAGAUGAGCUGCUGGCUUCGACAAGUUUCAAGAACUUUAGAUGCGAACGAGGAGAGAACAGUGGUGCACAUAUCAUCAGAAUACCAUUUGGCCCCAAAGACAAGCAUCUAGCUAAAGAAAAUAUCUGGCCUUUCAUUCAGGAAUUUGUUGAUGGUGCACUAGGUCAUAUUGUGCGCAUGUCAAAAACUAUAGGCGAAGAAACUGGCAGUGUGUGUCCAGUGUGGCCUACUGUGAUUCAUGGCCAUUAUGCCAGUGCAGGAGUUGCUGCUGCUCUAUUAUCUGGAGCACUUAAUGUUCCCAUGUUGUUUACCGGGCAUUUUCUUGGUAAAGAUAAGCUGGAAGAGCUUCUCAAGCAAGGUAGGCAGACAAGAGAACAAAUAAAUGUGACAUACAAAAUAAUGCGCCGAAUUGAGGCAGAGGAGUUGUCUCUUGAUGCAUCUGAAAUAAUUAUCGCAAGCACACGGCAAGAAAUAGAAGAACAAUGGAACUUGUAUGAUGGUUUUGAAGUCAUGCUUGCGAGGAAGCUCCGUGCGUUAGUCAAGCGUGGUGCUAACUGUUAUGGUCGUUAUAUGCCUCGUAUGGUUAUAAUUCCUCCAGGAGUUGAAUUCGGCCAAUUGAUUCAUGAUUUUGAUAUGUAUGGAGAUGAAGAUAACCAAUCUCCAGCCUUGGAUCCAUCUAUUUGGUUUGAGAUAAUGCGGUUCUUCACAAAUCCUAGGAAACCUAUGAUUUUGGCUAUUGCUCGUCCAUAUUCUGAAAAGAAUAUUGCAACACUUGUGAAGGCAUUUGGUGAAUGCCAUCCGUUGAGGGAACUUGCUAACCUUACACUGAUAAUGGGCAACCGUGAGGCUAUUUCCAAAAUGAACAAAAUCAGUGCAGCUGUUUUGACAUCGGUGCUUACAUUGAUUGAUGAAUAUGAUUUAUAUGGUCAAGUGGCAUACCCAAAGCUUCACAAGCACUCUGAAGUUCCUGAUAUUUAUCGUUUAGCAGCAAGAACAAAGGGCGCUUUUGUAAAUGUUGCUUAUUUUGAACAAUUUGGUGUCACCUUGAUAGAGGCUGCCAUGCACGGGUUGCCUGUUAUUGCAACAAAAAAUGGGGCUCCUGUUGAAAUUUAUCAGGUUCUGGAAAAUGGUCUCCUUGUUGAUCCCCAUGAUCAGCAUGCAAUUGCAGAUGCCCUCUAUAAGAUGCUUUCUGAAAAGCAGUUUUGGUCAAGAUGUCGAGAAAAUGGAUUGAAAAAUAUACACCAAUUUUCUUGGCCUGAACAUUGCAAGAAUUACUUGUCAAGGAUAUCAAGUCUUGGUCCAAGACAUCCUGCUUUUGCAUGCAAAGAAGACCACAAGGUGCCUGUGAAGUGCAGGAAGCAUAUAUCUAUCAUUGCUGUAGACUCUGUUAACAAGGAAGAUUUAAUUCAAAUUAUCAGAAACUCUGUUGAGGCUACACGCACUGGAACUAUGUCAGGUUCUACAGGUUUUGUGCUGUCAACUUCACUGACAAUAGCAGAGCUACAGUCUGUAAUAGUACGCACAGGCAUGCUCCCGACUGACUUUGAUGCCUUUAUAUGCAAUAGUGGGAGCGAUAUAUAUUAUCCAUUACAGUCUAGUGAUGUGCCAAGCAAUUCCCGUGUUACAUUUGCGUUGGACCAUAACUACCGAUCACAUAUCGAGUAUCGUUGGGGAGGAGAAGGUUUAAGGAAGUACUUAGUUAAGUGGGCUUCUUCAGUAGUAGAAAGAAGGGGGAGAACUGAAAAGCAAGUCAUCUUUGAAGAUUCGGAACACUCUUCAACAUAUUGUCUUGCAUUUAGAGUGGUUAAUCCAAAUCAUUUGCCUCCUUUGAAGGAGCUGCAAAAGUUGAUGAGAAUCCAGUCACUGCGUUGUCAUGCUCUGUAUAACCAUGGCGCCACCAGGCUAUCUGUAAUUCCAAUGCAUGCAUCGCGAUCUCAGGCUCUAAGUAUCAGGGCGUGGAGCAUUUAAAAAAAAACUGUUUUCAAGAUGUGCAUUUUCCUUUUCCUUAAAUUUAUGAGAAAAAUAGCUCAAUACCAUUAUAAAAAGGUAUCAAUUGAAUAUUACAUCUACUGUGGCUCCAGUUUUCGAGUACAUAUUGGAUUCUAUUAUCAAUCUUGUGUCCAUGGUGAUGGCACUGAGCAAUAUUUCCCUUCGUGUUUGCUGUUGGAUGAUUUAUUCCAAUCAUGAACAGUUCAACAGAAGACAAGACUAGUGGGAGUGAGAAACUUGAUACUUGCACUGGUUACAACCCCUUUUUUGUUUGCCUCUUGUCUCUGUUUCUUUUCCUCCUAUUUGUACAGUUGGCAUUUGUGUUGGGUGUUCAAUGUUAUUCUUUUGUUUGCUCUUUAUUACUUCUUAAUUCUUAUAUAAUGACCGGCAGUUCUCCUUCCGGUUCCAGAAAAAGCAGUGGGAGUGAGAAACUGUACACUAUUGCUUUAUUUGGUACCAGCUGAUUACCUGUCACCAGGAUUAAAAACUUAAAAUUAGUGAACCUGGAGGUAGCUAUCGCCUUAUUGGUUUCCUAAACUGCUCUUGAAUUGAUCGGGAAUUAGGUGGUUACCAGAAUAUAACAGGGAAACUAUGUCUAUAACUUUGGUCAAAACGGGUUAGGAUCAGGUUUAAAUAGGUGUUAACACAGGCUGCGAACCAGUUUUAAUUUCAGGUGGAGGAUUUACAUCGUUGCCUAAACUAGUUUGACUAUAAGCUACAUGAUCAGGUUGGAUAUGAAACCCAAAAUGUGUAAGAAAUCCUAUAAUAAUAUUUUUUUGAACUACAGAACUCUGCUUCUGGCUACAGUGAGUGUUUUAAGUUGCUAAUUCACUGGGUGUUUUUUCUUUAAGUGCUAGUUUGGCAACCCUAUUUUUUCAAGGGAUUUUUGUUUUUCCAAAGGAAAUUAGUUCAUUUUUCCUUAGGAAAAUGGGAAUCCUUGGGAAAAUAGAGUUGCCAAGCUAGCCAUAAAAUUGACUUUUUUCCCCUGUAUUCAUUUCUUACUUUUCAAAUGUUUUGUGCAGCCCUAAAACCCUAACAGUGCAAUAAGUUUUGCAAUAGAUAUACUGCCACCGUCUCUAAAAUUUUACACUGGUCUGGGAUCUGUAGAUUAUGGUCUUUUGGAAACAUUUUUAUGUAUUUAUUUCCAUAUCCAUCUUGCAGCAAACACGUGCAAACCUACUAAC
Messenger RNA from Zea mays, 3977 nucleotides. RefSeq lists its product as uncharacterized. Lineage: Eukaryota; Viridiplantae; Streptophyta; Magnoliopsida; Poales; Poaceae. The transcript is spliced from 13 exons. Gene Ontology annotation, molecular function: sucrose-phosphate synthase activity; sucrose synthase activity. Bases 97 to 2772 code for a protein of 891 amino acids. The record is from RefSeq and is a predicted model, not a curated record. Gene Ontology annotation, biological process: sucrose metabolic process.